Molecule: messenger RNA, 1491 nt
Organism: Rhopalosiphum maidis (corn leaf aphid)
Lineage: Eukaryota; Metazoa; Arthropoda; Insecta; Hemiptera; Aphididae
Product: bestrophin-1-like
Exons: 10
Coding region: 1-1491 (496 amino acids)
Molecular function (GO): chloride channel activity
Source: RefSeq, a predicted model, not a curated record
AUGACCAUCACGUACACCGACCAGGUCGCCACGUGCCGUGGUCUGGGAUGUUUUUGGAAAUUACUUUUUCGUUGGAAAGGCAGCAUUUACAAACUGCUAUGGCCCAAUCUGAUAUUGUUCACGAUAUGUUAUUUUUCGUUAAGUUUUACAUACAGAAUAGUGCUGACAAAAUCGCAGAGAGAUCUAUUCGAAAAAAUAUCGCUGCACUGUCAGAUGUACACCAAUCUAAUACCCGUGUCGUUUGUAUUGGGAUUUUACGUUGCAGUUGUCGUUGGGCGAUGGUGGAAUCAGUACUUAAGCAUACCUUAUCCGGAUUCGCUGGCUUUGUACGUCAGUACGUUAAUCAUUGGGCAAAACGAUCGCUCUCGGCUAAUAAGAAGGACAAUAAUGAGAUAUGCCAACCUGUCUAUACUUAUGACGUUGACGAUGAUAUGUCCGACUGUAAAAAAGAGAUUCCCGACAAUGGAUCAUUUGGUAGAGUCGGGUUUCUUAAUGGAAGACGAAAAGGCUCUACUCGAGUCAAUGAACAGCAAAACUAGUCACCCGAAUUAUUGGAUGCCACUAGUGUGGGCCGCUACAAUCGUGUCACAAGCCAAAAACGAGGGAUAUAUCACAAAUGAACAUUCAAUAAUAACAUUAGUUGAUGAGAUAAACAAGAUAAAAUCAAACUGUGGCAGCCUGCUAAGCUACGAUUGGAUUAGUGUGCCACUAGUUUACACGCAAGUAACGACAUUAGCCGUGUAUGUUUACUUUGUUGGUUCAUUAAUGGGAAAUCAGUAUUUGGAUCCACGCAAAGGGUAUCCGACACAUCCAAUUGAUUUGGUCGUUCCAAUAUUCACGUUCUUGCAAUUUUUCUUCUACAUGGGCUGGUUAAUGGUAGCGGAAACUUUGGUGAACCCGUUUGGCGAAGACGACGACGACUUUGAUGUGAACUGGCUGGUCGAUAGAAACUUACAGGUAUCGUAUGUAAUUGUAGACGAAAUGCAUCAAGAGUAUCCGAAGAUGAUAAAAGAUCAAUAUUGGAACGAAAUAUUCCCAUCGGAAUUGCCGUAUACAGACGAAACUAAACACCUUCAGACAACUCCGUUUCUAGGGUCAGCUCAGGCCAUUGUAGCACGAACAAAUUACAAUGAAAAAAAACCUAUAGUUAUCAGCUACGACAAAAAAAUGAUUAAUGUACAAGAAACAGAACAUAAACCAAAAAUCUUAACCGAAGUAUCCAACACGAUGACUGCGAUGGCAAAGGAAUAUCAUAAAAACGCUUACAUCCGUGAUGAUUAUUACAAUCAUUUUUCAGACAUAGAAGAAAUCAACAAGGAAAAACAUGUAAAUGAUUUUGGAGAAUCGUUAGUUUCAUUGACGGAUUACAGUCGUUCACAACUAUUACCGAGCACGUCUACUCAAACUCAAUAUAUCUCGAGGUCUAAGUCAUAUUCAGCGAGCAGUUGCAGUGGUAGUGGUGAUGACAGUGAUCGGGAACAUAAAAUAUAA